CACCUAGACGAAGUUUCUGAACGCAGUCCUACUUGGUUUUCUCAGCCUUUGUUUUUGAAAGCACAAGUUGAUAUUACUAGUAAAUAAAAAAUGUAUCCUUUAAAAUGUAAUCGUGUAAUAUUUAUAAUUUUUUAGAAUUGUGUAUGCUCAACUAUUUCCAUCAGACUGUUUUUUAUGCCUUAUUUUGUUAAAAGAGAGGAUUAAAAAAUAAUGAAAGUGUAACAAAUAUUUAAACGAAAAUUAGGGUUAUUUUAGCAAGUAUUUAAUAUGGGAUUUCAAGUUUCUUGUACAUAUUGAAUUUUUUUCAUAGUAUUUCAAAUGCAUAUUUCAUUUAACCUUUAAAUAUGUUUACAUGUGUACUCAAACUGUGCUACUUUUGAUAUUGCAUUUUCAAUACUUUAAAUGGGCAUUAUAUACUUUUUAAAAUAUUAUAAACAACAUGGAUGUAGAAGUUUCUAUAGCUGAGCGCUUACAAAAACUAAGACAAUGGCAAGUGGAACAACAAGAAAGAUUACUGACACAACAACGAAUACAAAGGGAGAUUUUAAGUAGCGAGCAAGAUCGUAUUUGCAAAGUACUUGGCUUACCAAUAAACAGUGAUGUUAUAGAAGAUACAGACGACAUGUAUGCUAUGCAUGAGAUUGGGAUGGAUGUAAAAGAAACAAUGUCUGAUUGUGAAACUUCAAUACUCCAAUGCAAUGUGAAAAAUCCAAAUGAUGUAUUAAAAAUUAUCGAUAAAAGAACAUCAACGAAUGCUGAUCCAAUACACAAAAGUUUUAAUGAGAAGCAAUGUGAUGAUUCUGAUUGCAUUUCCACAAUUGUUGAUAAAGGUAGAAAGUCUGUGAAAGAUUAUAGUUCUAGUGCAUUGUCACAGAAAAAAGAAUUAAGUGAUUCAUUAAUAGAAGGGAUAAUGCCGUUACCAUCAAAUGAUAUUUCGGAUAGAUGUGCCUCAAUCGACGACAUUCCUCUUCCUUCACCUAAAAAAGAUUUUCAAACAAUACUAGAAGAGAAAUUAAAGAAAGAAUUAGAAAUUAUGCCAAAUACGCAUGCUGAUAUGAAGAUUAAGCCAAAGAGACCAUUCCUAAAGAAAGGUCAGGGAUUGUCAAGAUUUAAAAUGUCUACAAAUUUAUAUCCUCUGACAAUAACUAUGAAAAAAAAUAACAUGCCUUUAUCCUCUAAUAGACAACGCAUUGAUAGAAAUGAUAAAAGCAAGAGCUCGACUGUACAUAAAUGUGCAUUUCCGAAAAUUUUGGAUAAUUUUCCUAUUGCAAAUGGAAAGCGGCAAUUAAACUUGAAAACUGUUCCAUUACCGAAAAAAAAGAUUGUUAAUAAACCUGUUACUCCUGCUAAUCGAAUCACAUGUAACGUUACUUCUAAUCGAUCAAAACAUCUAUCAGAAAUGAAUACAUCAGACUGUGAUUCAAAAGCAGCGAAAGAAUUAGAGGAGGUAAGAAUAUUUGAACUCUUAGAAGAAAAGGCGGAAAAUUCUAGUUUCUGUUCAACAUCAAGCACAGUACUUGCAUUUUUGCAGCAGUCUACGCCAUUUAAAGUAAAGAACAGAUUAAAUCAAACAAGUGAGGACAAUAGUAUUGUCGCGACUAAGAAACAGCAAGGUGAUGAACAAACAAGCGAAAUGCUCGAGCAAGAGGCAAUGAUUCAACAAAAAGCUGCACACACUGAAAAUUCAAAAUCGACUGUACAAUGCCAAGUUGAACGAUUUGAGCUUGAUAAACAUUCUCGCAUUAAUGCUGCCACUAUUGAUUCCUACUGGGAUACUAUAACUAUUGACGAUAUUCCAGAAAAGAGAAAAGGGAUACAGAAUUGUUUUAUAUCUGCUAAUCGAGUAUUGCAAAGCAAGGAAGCAUGCACAAAUUACUCAGAAAAUCGUGAUGCUAUUGUCACAGUAUUGUCAAAUAGUGAUGAAGAGAGAGACAUCACGGUAAAUGAACAUAAUUUAAUGCAUGAUAGGGAAGUGGACGCCAGCCAUCACGUUAGAUUUGCAGAAUAUAAUGAAUAUAGAACCAUAGAUUCAAUAGAUAUGUCUGACACGGCAAGUGAUUCUCCUUUGAAAGAUUAUUUUGAACAACAGAGUUGGAAUCGUUCCAUUGACAUAUCAGAAUCAUCUGAUGUUAAGAAGAAGCUACCAUUUAAUUACGAGAAACAAAUAAAUGAUUCUCCUCUGAAAAUUGUCAGCAUUGAAAACACGAUUGGUACUCCAAAACAAUUGUCUUUGCUACAUGAUGUAACAAAACGUAACAAAAAAGAUUUAUAUAGUUAUAUAAUGAAAACUGUACAUGCUCCUGAAGAAGAAAAUGCUUUAAGUUAUAAAGACGAAUCGCCCAACGAUGAAGCGUGCUAUGAUAAUGAAUGUACGCCGAUAAUUGAAGAAAUUGUUCAAACGUCUGACGAAGAGCCGAUAAUUGAAGAAACUGUUCAAACGUCUGACGAAGAGCGAUCCAUUUUGUCGUCGCCAUUAUCAUCAUCAUCAUCGUUAUUGUCAGACAUUCGAAAGCCAUCGAGUGCACACGAAAGAAAAAAAUAUGUAUUGAGAAGCGAGCCAGAAAAAGUAACAGAGAAAAUAGCGAAAAUAUAUUCGAAUGUGGGAGAGAUCGAUUAUCCAUCUGAGGAACGGAUGAAUCAAACAAACACUUUCGAGACAGAUCUUUUGAAAAACCGUUUAUUAGAACUUGAGAAAGAAAUAGAUAUAUUUCGAAAGGAAAGUUCAGCCUUGUUGUUUCAGCGACGAAAAUUGCAAGAAGACGAGACAAUUCUACGUAAACAAUACGCAGAGAAAGAAAAGAAUUUCGAAGAGAAUAAAAGAAGAGUACAAAAUCAAUUGGAAGAGGAGAAGAAGAGAAUAGUGCGCGAGAAGAUAGCAAUGGAGAAUAGAAUUCGCGAUGCUCAGGAAAAGGCGAGGCAAAAUAAAAUGGAAAGACAAAAGGCACAAAAUCUACAAGAACAAUUGGAAGAACUGAGAGAUGAGCUAAAUAUCAAAGAAAGCAGGUGGAAUGCUGCUGAAUCACGGUAUAAGAGCGAGCUUCGUGUGUUACGAGUAGAAAUAUCGAGAUUGAAACAAGAAAUCGCACAUCUGCAGAAUAUUAAGAAAACAAACGUCAGAAAUCUUAGGAAAAGUACAGGACAAGUAAUUACGAAAGCUAUCAAUCAAAUUAACAAACGCGUCGUCGUGACUUCAUCCAAAGAGACCUCAAUGAAGACAUGUCAAGAUUUAUCGAAUACUUCAUCAGAUACCUCCGUUCACGACAAUGACAACGAAAAUGAAGACAGAACUAGAAGCAAGCCAAUCAUGAAAGUAGUUAAUGUGAAUGAUGAUGAUUUUGGACAAAUAGAAGGUAAUGAGACAUCUAUAAAUGAAGUAAAGUAUAAACAAGUUGAGAUUGAUUCACAGCCUAAACGCAAUCAGAAAUACCCGGAAGGGAACAUUGUGGAAAAAAAGCGGCAUUUAUAUGAAAAUUUACUAAAAGAUGCAACAUCGGAUUUAGUAGAAGAUAAAAUUUCAUUUCAUACGAAGCAGGAUAUGUCGAGUGAUUCUCAAACAAUAGCCAGACAAAUACAGAAUUCAAGUGUAAAAAGCAAUAAUAAAUCUUAUUUUACGAACAAAGAUCUUGGGCAGCCUACAACAGCUUAUGUUACGAAAAAUACAGAGUAUUAUAUCGACAGAUCUCGUGAGGCAAAUCAGGAUUCAGAAAACGACGUAAUAAUAGAAAAAGAAAAAAAAACAGAUCGAACAUUAUCGCCUGAAAAGAAUAUAAGUUCUACAUUGCAUCCCUCCUCUUUUCCGAAUCAGAAUAGUAAGACAAGUAUGGACAAUGUGAAACAGAUUCAGUUUCCUGACGGACGCAUAGAGUACUGGUAUCCGAAUGGUAACGUCAAAAAAAUUUUCCCCGAGCAAGAAGUUACAAAAAUGAUUUAUUAUAACGGAGAUGUUCGUGAAAUCGACAAGAAUAGAAAAGUAAGAUAUUUUUAUGCUACAACUCGAACGUGGCAUACAACAACUCCCGAUGGCUUAGAAAUUUUAGAAUUUCCUGAUGGUCAAGUAGAAAAGCGUAUGUCUGAUGGCACUGUCGAAGUGUUGUUCCCGGACGGAAUAGUAGCGCAAACUUUUAUUAACGGCGACAAAAUUUUGACUCUACCAAAUGGUCAAAAAGAAAUUCAUACAAAAGCACAUAAGAGACGAGAAUAUCCUGAUGGUACCGUAAAGUUAGUUUAUGUGGAUGGUACCCAAGAAACACGUUAUUCUAAUGGAAGAAAACGGAUAAAAGAUAAAGAUGGCAAUCUUUUGAUGGAUUCGUAUGAUAUAUAAAUUUCCAUUUCUUUUUCCAUCGAGGAUUUUCUUUUCAAUGAAAUGAAUUUAAAAAUAAA
Wasmannia auropunctata (little fire ant) is the source of this 4380-nucleotide messenger RNA. RefSeq names its product centromere protein J-like (gene Sas-4). Gene Ontology annotation, cellular component: centriole; centrosome; nucleus. The coding region runs from base 440 to 4321 and encodes 1293 amino acids. The transcript is spliced from 5 exons. The record is from RefSeq and is a predicted model, not a curated record. Lineage: Eukaryota; Metazoa; Arthropoda; Insecta; Hymenoptera; Formicidae. Gene Ontology annotation, biological process: centriole elongation; cilium assembly. Gene Ontology annotation, molecular function: tubulin binding.